Molecule: messenger RNA, 659 nt
Organism: Bufo bufo (common toad)
Lineage: Eukaryota; Metazoa; Chordata; Amphibia; Anura; Bufonidae
Product: histone H3
Exons: 1
Coding region: 249-659 (136 amino acids)
Cellular component (GO): nucleosome
Molecular function (GO): DNA binding; structural constituent of chromatin; protein heterodimerization activity
Source: RefSeq, a predicted model, not a curated record
AUGUAGGAGGGGCUUAUUACCUGAAGACACGCCCAUCAGCUGGGACUUGCGGAUAGGAUGAGCUCCGCCUCUUGUGAACGAUGAUUGGUAACGGAAGUUUUGGCGGGCACAUCAUUGUACGAAUAAACCAAUAGGGAUGUAGGGGUGUGGUUUACAUGAGCCAAUGAGGACGAGGCCGGGAGUAUAAAUGAUCUGCACGGUCCGUUCCUCACCUCAUUCUCUUGCUGUGUACAGAUCUCUGCAGAGCCAUGGCCAGAACCAAGCAGACAGCGCGUAAGUCCACCGGCGGGAAAGCUCCCCGCAAGCAGCUGGCCACUAAGGCCGCCAGGAAGAGCGCCCCCGCCACUGGCGGAGUCAAGAAGCCUCACCGCUACCGGCCCGGGACCGUCGCUCUCCGGGAGAUCCGGCGCUACCAGAAGUCCACCGAGCUGCUCAUCCGGAAGCUGCCCUUCCAGCGCCUGGUGAGAGAGAUCGCCCAGGACUUCAAGACCGACCUUCGCUUCCAGAGCUCGGCCGUCAUGGCCCUGCAGGAGGCCAGCGAGGCUUACCUGGUCGGGCUCUUCGAGGACACCAACCUCUGCGCCAUCCACGCCAAGCGGGUCACCAUCAUGCCCAAGGACAUCCAGCUGGCCCGCAGGAUCCGAGGGGAGAGGGCUUAG